This is a messenger RNA of Eleginops maclovinus (Patagonian blennie), 1334 nucleotides long. RefSeq lists its product as uncharacterized. NCBI's taxonomy places the organism in Eukaryota, Metazoa, Chordata, Actinopteri, Perciformes, Eleginopidae. The transcript is spliced from 6 exons. Bases 266 to 1192 code for a protein of 308 amino acids. The record is from RefSeq and is a predicted model, not a curated record.
AGUAAAAAAUGGGUUGUUAAUUUUUCAGAGUUAAGUUAUUUAAAACUAGAUAGUGUAUUUCCAUUACUGUGAAGAGUAAACUUGACCAAACAGUAGAGUUAAAGAUGAGAGUCAAAUUCUGUGUACAUGCAGUGAAAACAUUUACUCUACAGCGUGAUGAAUUCCCUCAACGAUUCCCUUCCAAUAUUCCCGCCACUGUUUCUGAAGUUUUGUAACCUGCACCACGUCAGAAACUGCUCCGACUGGAGAAAGACGCCGUUUGAAAAUGCUGCUGCGUGUUUCGUUUGGUGGAGAGCAGAAGUACAUAAAGCUGCCUGAAGUAACAUUUGGUGAUUUCUUGAGAGAAGUUGGUGGUCCAGGCCAUGGGCGUACUAGACCCUUUACUGCCGACCAAGUCCUGACUGACGAGGAAGUGGAAUCCGCUAUCGCUGUGUUGAGACACACUGCUGAUGAGUACACCAUCCGUGAGAAGAUGAAAGUCACUUUCAGUUAUCGCCAUGCCAUGGUCAAUGAUAAUGACAAAUCAGCAGAGGUCUUCUCAGUAUUUCCACGGUUCCUGGACACACCAGGACUGAUAGAACAGGAUUUCAGACUUAUGUUUGGUGAGCAGACUGCCAACAAUUUCCUGGAGAGGUGGCCUACCACUUUCAAAGCAAAAGUAAUUAAGGAAAGCCAUGGACUGGUCCCCUCCACAGACCUUCUUGAUUUGAUGCGCAACGCUGAGACAUCUACUGAAGUCGAAAAUGGCUGGGACAGUGACAUGUCAACCAUCAUACUGCUGCUACAUCUGCUACCGCCAUCCGCACAGGGACGAAAGAGGCCAGGGAAGAUUUCAGCAUCUCAUGCAGUAGAUCACCUCAUCAAAUUCCAAAAGACGGGAACAAGCGUGCAGCAGCAUCUUGACACCAUAAGUCAAAGCAGUCAGCCCUACCUCCUUGCUCAGGGACCCACAAAAAGCAGCAUUACCUCCUUCUUCAUUGCUAUCGACAAGCAUGCACUUCCAUGCAAAGCAACCAGCGCAGUCGGAGCCCUGGAUGAACUCUUUAAGGCCCACUACGUCUUUUGUACAUCUUACAGUCCUGUGUUGAAUAAUUUCUUCACUUUUUUGCAAACCACCAUUUACAGCAUUGAUGUGGGGGAAACGAAGGAAACGCCAAGAAUCGCAGAGUUGCGAGUGCGAAUGGUGCGUUAAACAAUGAGGUGCUUUCUUUGCAGCAAAGAACUUGGUGAGGCAAAAAAUCUUAUAAAGCACCUCAAAGUUAUACAUGGACUCUGUACAGGAAAGACUCUUCAUCUUAAAUGUGGCGAAGUGGGAUGCUCACGUUUUUUUAAUA